Messenger RNA from Spizellomyces punctatus DAOM BR117, 662 nucleotides. RefSeq lists its product as uncharacterized. The record is from RefSeq and is a predicted model, not a curated record. The coding region runs from base 77 to 661 and encodes 194 amino acids. NCBI's taxonomy places the organism in Eukaryota, Fungi, Chytridiomycota, Chytridiomycetes, Spizellomycetales, Spizellomycetaceae. The transcript has 4 exons.
ACAAAGCUGGUGCAGUUGGCGAUGCAUAGGUGUCAGUUUGCCUAAGUGUUUGAUAUCAACGUCCAGUUGUCCAAUAAUGUCGUUGCCGACCAAUGUCCCGAGAAAUCGGUCUCGUCUAAGACAUGCUCAAAGUCAGCUCCUGGUUAGGGGGGCAUCAACAUUAUCUUUGACUGAUGGUGAACAGAGUGGAGGAAGACGUAGGGAGAGAUUGGGAGGGGCAAAGUUUCAAAAAAGUUCUCCAAACAUCCUUCAUUCGAGACUUUACCAAGAGCCCCUGCAAGAAGAUUACGAUGCAAAUGUCGAGUUAUCGACGACAACCGGCCAUGCCAGCGAACCUGACCAAAGCGGGCAAAAGAAAAAGAAACGAAGCAAGCCAAAAAAGAAGGUAGAAAGUAAGGCGCCGGAUGAUGAAGAGAUUGACAUGGACGAAGAGGGUAAAUGGGCGGAAAAAGCAUUCAACGAGUUAAAAGAAAAAGCAGAGCUGCAAAUGCUAGGAUCACACGUAGUCAAGCAGCCAUGGGAGAACAUAGGGAAGACCUACUUGGAGCAGGUCGCCAAAAUCUUGUUUUGCCCAGAGAACGUUUGUCCGUCUACUUUGGCAACAUGGAGAACUUUGUACGAGGUAAACACACAAUUAUUUGUUGUUAACGUUCGACUCUGAC